AUGGAGAUAUCUCAACAAUUCUCCUCCUUGUACCACUCCCAUUGUCUUACCCCUUCUCCCCUCCCCUUCGGCCGUCUUCAAGGCCCCAUUCUCUCCCUCCUCGAAGGCAGCGACAUUCAAUUCCGGCGCGAACACCGCCUCGACAUCGCCCUCGUCAAGAACCUGCCCAUUGCCCUCGUCUUCCUCCCCGCGGACGCUAUACCCUACUACGUGGCUGAGGGAGAAGUGGAUUUGGGAAUUACGGGGCUGGAUCAAGUGAGAGAGGAGGAGGCGGGAAAGAGGAGGAAAUGGUCGAAAUAUGCGGGAAGAAGGGAAGGCAUCAGGGAGAUCAAAGAGGGGGAAGUGGAGGCGGGGAGGGAAGGAGAUGGUGGGGUGGGUAAUGAAGAAGCAGGCGUGGAUGUGGUAAUGGAUUUGGGAUUUGGGCAGUGUAAGCUGCAGGUGCAGGUUCCGGAAUCGCGGAGGUUAAAGACUGUGAAGGACUUGAUAGGGGGAAAGGUGGUUACGAGUUUCAAGAAUCUGACGAAGGAGUAUUUGAGGGACAUCGAAGGUGUGGAUGGGAAAGGCGAGUUGAAGACGCAGGUCAUAUAUCAAUCGGGAAGUGUGGAAGCGGCAUGCUCGCUCGGGGCUGCGGAUGGGAUUGUGGAUUUGGUGGAGUCAGGCGAGACUAUGCGAGCCGCGGGUCUCAUCCCAAUUGACACCGUGCUCUCCAGCUACGCCGUCUUUAUCAAAUCCAAACGAGUCUCCGAUCCAGCCCUAGCCAACCUCAUAGCAAGCAGGAUCAAAGGCGUGAUCACCGCACAAAAAUACAUCCUAUGUCAAUACAACAUUCCCCGCUCACUCCUCGCCAAGGCCUCCCAAAUCACGCCAGGUAAGCGUGCCCCAACAAUAACAGCGCUCGAUGAUGCGGAGUGGGUCGCUGUGUCGUCAAUGGUGGAGAAGAACAAAAUCGCUGUCGUUAUGGAUGAAUUAACGAGCGUGGGUGCCACGGACAUUCUGUGCUUGGGAAUUCUGAAUUCAAGGACGACUUGA
Messenger RNA from Bacidia gigantensis, 1029 nucleotides. RefSeq lists its product as uncharacterized. Gene Ontology annotation, biological process: L-histidine biosynthetic process. The record is from RefSeq and is a predicted model, not a curated record. NCBI's taxonomy places the organism in Eukaryota, Fungi, Ascomycota, Lecanoromycetes, Lecanorales, Ramalinaceae. Gene Ontology annotation, cellular component: cytoplasm. Gene Ontology annotation, molecular function: ATP phosphoribosyltransferase activity; magnesium ion binding. The coding region runs from base 1 to 1029 and encodes 342 amino acids. The transcript is spliced from 4 exons.